AUGACUUCAGACGCAGCGGGUUCCAAAGGAUACGGCGCACUCUUUGAUAGACCAAUUCAAGGCUCUCUCCCCUGGAAUGGACGAUCUGCCAACUCAGAUCCCCACGCACCUUCUGCCCMGGAAUUGGUCGAGCAUUUAAGUGACCUUUUACUGUCAGGUCUGUCUGAAGGUUCGCGCAGAACGUAUCAGCGUGCCUGGUCAAWUUUUCGCGAAUUUUACCAGCGAUUUUACGAUUCGCGUCAGCCUAUAGUACCAGUGGCUCCCAACAUCAUAGCAUUGUUCAUUUCAUAUUCGAGUUUCCUUAAGAAGGCACCGGCAACAAUUGCUUCUUAUCUCUCGGCCAUCGGUUAUGUACACAAAUUGCGGGGCUUUCAAGAUCCUACUCAAACAUUUGUAAUACAAAAGCUUAUGAAAGCAGUGGGUCGUGAACGUGCCGCGGACCUUCGACUUCCUAUUUCACGCCCCGUGCUCCAUCAGAUUGUGCGAUCGCUUGUAUCGACCAAUUCCUCGGCUUCAAAACAGCGCCUCUACGCAGCUAUGUUUCUGACAGCCUUUUACGGCUUUUUUCGCGUCGGAGAACUGACGGCCAAAAGCGCUAGAGAGUCUGCAGACAUAGUUCAAUUCGAUGACAUACGUUUUCUCUCUGAGUGUGGUCAGGUUAAGAUGAUUAAGAUAACGAUUCGGAAGUUCAAGCAUAAUUCGGAUAAUAGGCCUUUCGAUAUUCUCAUUGCACGAGAAAGGUCCGCUGUAUUUUGUCCGGUUUUGAGUCUUAUCGCUUAUUGUGAGCUGCGCGGCAGGCAGCCAGGGCCGUUGUUCUGUUUACCUGACAUGAGUCCAAUAACUACCAGUAUGUUUAACACUGAGCUAAAACGUUGUCUUAUAUUUUGUGGGCUAGACACGACUCGUUACAAGAGCCAUAGCUUCAGGAUUGGAGCUGCUUGCUAUGCAUCRGAGCAAGGCUUUUCAGACUCUCAAAUUCGCAAAUUGGGUCGUUGGAAAUCCGACGCGUUCAAAGUUUACUUGCGUCCUGAAUCUCUCAAUGCUAAUUAG
Messenger RNA from Exaiptasia diaphana, 1050 nucleotides. RefSeq lists its product as uncharacterized. Gene Ontology annotation, biological process: DNA recombination; DNA integration. The coding region runs from base 1 to 1050 and encodes 349 amino acids. Gene Ontology annotation, molecular function: DNA binding. NCBI's taxonomy places the organism in Eukaryota, Metazoa, Cnidaria, Anthozoa, Actiniaria, Aiptasiidae. The record is from RefSeq and is a predicted model, not a curated record. The transcript has 2 exons.